Messenger RNA from Octopus sinensis (East Asian common octopus), 2224 nucleotides. RefSeq names its product sorting nexin-2. NCBI's taxonomy places the organism in Eukaryota, Metazoa, Mollusca, Cephalopoda, Octopoda, Octopodidae. The record is from RefSeq and is a predicted model, not a curated record. The transcript is spliced from 16 exons. The coding region runs from base 70 to 1899 and encodes 609 amino acids. Gene Ontology annotation, biological process: early endosome to Golgi transport. Gene Ontology annotation, cellular component: endosome; endosome membrane. Gene Ontology annotation, molecular function: phosphatidylinositol binding.
CGAUAAUCUUGUCUUCUGAAUUGGCGGCGCGGUCAACUGCAUUGUGGGAGUUCACGUGACAGUGAAAAGAUGGCUGACGAGAGAGAACCUCCUCCGCUCGAAGAGUUUUACAGUAUUAAAGACGAAGACGACCUGUUUGCUGAUGACAGUGAGACAAAGAAGUUUGAACCAGCCAGUCUCAUCUUAAACGAGGAGAAAGAUGGCCCAGCAAGUUUGCCAGAGGACAAUUUGAAAACGGAGGAUCUUUUCGCGGUUGAUGCUUAUCCACUUGAAAGCAAUGCAGAUUUAUUAGAUUAUGGUGAAGAAUUCCGAAAAGGAAUAUUGGAUCUAGGCGGUGGGACCGAAAUCAGUCUGGAACCAGACACUGAGCCGUCCACUACUGACACACCGACUGAAGCUCAGCCGGCUGGAAGUGCUCUCCCUACUCUCAACAGUGGUGGGACUGAAGUAAGGUUGGACUCCGAUGAAGAGGAGACCGAAACCCCGACUGAGGCCCAACCGGCUGGAGUGUCACUCCCGUCAGAGAGCAGUGAUGUCUCCAGAGCAGAUGAAGAACCUCCAAGAGUCGGUAUCUCACAGACAUCAACUACUUCGAAAAUGUCUUCAUCGACUAUGAAGCAAGACAAAAAUGAGAUUGAGGAAGAAGAUCCUUUUACUCUUGAAAUAAAAGUCUGUGAACCCAACAGGGUGGGAGAUGGCAUGGGAGCCUAUAUUGUUUAUAAAGUCAUCUCCAAGACUAAUAUUCCUGCAUUCCGUAAAACUACCAUGACAGUGCUAAGACGAUUCAGUGAUUUCUUGGGACUACAUGAAAAAUUAGCUCUUAAGUACAUUCGAGAUGGACGAAUUGUGCCACCAGCCCCCGAAAAGAGUGUCCUUGGGAUGACCAAAAUCAAGAUGAAUAAGGAGGAAUCUGGAUCCACCGAAUUUAUCGAAAGACGGCGACUUGCAUUGCAAAGAUUUUUGUCAAGGACGUCUGCUCAUCCUGUUCUCCGUGUUGACCCUGACUUCAGAGAUUUUCUUGAAAAAGACGGUGACCUCCCUCGAGCAACAAGCACCUCUGCUUUGAGUGGGGCUGGGGUUAUGCGUCUCUUCCACAGAGUUGGAGAUGCUGUUGAGAAGAUAACUUACAAGAUGGACGAGACAGAUGAGACGAGGGAAUGUUUCUCUCAGUGGACAACUGCUUAUCUCCAAGCAUACUUAUGCUCCAUCGUUCCUCGCUUUUCCGUUGACCAGCCGGAUUCUGACUACGAGUGGUUUGAAGAGAAACAGCAACAGGUUGAGGCAUUGGACACUCAGCUUCAGAAGUUACAUAGAAGUGUAGAAAACUUGGUGCAACAACGAAGAGAGUUGUGUUUAAGCACUGGUCAAUUUGCCAAAAGUGCUGCAAUGUUGGGCAAUGCUGAAGAACAUACAGCUUUGUCACGGGCCCUGUCACAGUUAGCUGAGACUGAAGAGAAAGUAGAGCUGUUGCAUAAAGAUCAAGCCGACCAGGACUACUAUGUUAUUUCGGAGCUGCUGAAGGAUUACAUCAACUUGAUACAGUCAGUGAAGGAUGUUUUCCAUGAACGUGUCAAAUGUUAUAAAAACUGGAAGGAUGCUGAAGUGAUGUUGGCCAGAAAGCGAGAGAACAAGGCUCGUCUUGAAGUGGCCCAUAAAACUGAUAAAUUAUCUCAAGCCCAGCAAGAAAUUACAGAGUGGGAACAAAAACUAGAGAAAGGUCAAGAAGACUUUGAGAAAAUAUCAGAAAUAAUCCGGAAAGAAGUGAAGUUUUUUGAAGUGUGCAGAGUGGCUGACUUUAAAGCUGCUGUGAUUACUUACCUGGAACAUUUGAUGGAGACUCAACAAAAGCUUAUUAAAUACUGGGAAGCAUUUUUACCUGAAGCUAAAGCAAUUGCGUGAUAAAAGCAAGGUGACAUCCUUAAUCUACAGGAGUCAGGGUGGAAAGUUGAGAUGAUAUGGAGUGAGUUGGAGUGAAUAUGGAAGACCUCGUGUGACUAACAAUGUCUGCGUAAAUAUGGCAUUUGGUGUUUGUAACAGCAGCAGCAGCAGCAGUUGUGUUGGUGGUGUUUAGUGAUUUCAGCAGGGUUGUUGGUGAUUGCACACAGUACCCACACUUCUUUUAUUAGCAGCUGGCACACCACCCUGUAUCACUAUCAUCCCUCUCUAUCACCACUAUUAACUAGUGAUAUAUAUACACAUAUAUAUAUACAGACACACACACCCA